AUGGGUAGUACAUGCUCUGGUAAUAAAGACAAUGAACAAUCGAUGAGCUAUCUCAAAAACAAACCGAAAAUCUCACUAGCUGAACAAUCAACUCAAAGUCAAUCAGAUAAUUUUUCUAGAACUAAUACACAUACAUAUGCUCCAGAAGAUAUUCUCGAUGAUGAUUUUGAAGCGGAAAUUAUUAAAGCCACUGCUGAAUGUAUGGCUUCUAUGCAUAUAGAUUUUUAUGAUGAACAUAAUCCUACUAUCGAUGAUAUGUAUCGUUCAACAUCUGAGCCUUAUCGUAUUCCUCGUAACUCGGAUUAUCCAGAUAAAAAUGAAAUGAUAAUUAAUGAGACGAAUCAUAGAAAAGCAACGUACAAUGAAGUGAAACAACAGCUCUGUGAUCGAAUUAAUGAACGUAUAAAAGCAUCGUUUGAAUUGCAAACUGCUGAUUGGGAACCGUCAUCUCGAGAAAUGGCUCAUUCAUUCAUCAUAGAAUUUAUUGCAAAUCUUGUCGAUGAAAAAAUGAAUCAUUCAAAGCUUAAAUAG
This is a messenger RNA of Rotaria sordida, 531 nucleotides long. Lineage: Eukaryota; Metazoa; Rotifera; Eurotatoria; Philodinida; Philodinidae. The record is from the annotation of a GenBank genome assembly.